AGAGAAAACGGUCUCUGGCCAAGUGCGGCCGUGACGUAACAGUAUACACGACGAAGCCCGGGGGUAGAGGUCAGAGUCCGGCUACUUGGGGUGAAGAACCACUGCAUAGAGCGGUGUCCGUAUGUACUGGAGCCCUGUGAUAAUCUACAUACCAUACAACAGCUACCAACCCCCACUGACAGAGGCUACUCAAUCAUUGCAAUUCUUCAAAGGUAAAAUGUCUUUGCAAAACAUUACCAUUACGAUACUAAAUUCAUCGAUAUCAUAAAAGGUCCAUUAAUGCAAUACUUGCAGUUUGAUUGUUUUCUGUUUGUAGAUGGUUCUGCUCAAGAAGACCCUUCAUAAAUCCCAGGUUCCCGCCUAUUUCCACGUGCCUUACGUAGAGUCCGGCUACCGCUACUCUCAACAACCAUGGACGUUUUACAUCUACAGCGUUUUCUACAACAACAUGGAAACCCUCAACGUCUGGACGCACUUCGUGGGAUCGCUGGUAAUGACGUCACGGCUAUACCAGAUCUACGUCAUCUUUGGCCUUCUGGAUCCUCAUACCUGGCCGCUACUUGCAGGAACUCUUUCUUUCCUGGCUACCUAUCUGGCGAGCAGUGUUGCCCACAUGUUCUCACACAAAUCAAAGGAAGUCAACUGUUGUAUGUUUAUGAUAGACUUUGCUUGCAUCGGUCUGUUUGGAUUCGGCACCAUUCUUAGUCACUAUCACUAUUCUGUGUUUCUACAUGUAUUGAAGACUUCUUCAUUUUGGCAGAUCCUACACGUGGGUACCUUUUUGUCGGUCCUCUGCUGCACGUGCGGUGCUAUGUCAAAAGUAGUGGUGAACGAGCCCCACUCCAAACACCGGGGCCUUCUAACCGUAAUUGGGGUUGGGCUGUUGUACCUCCUGUCCAUUGUCCCUAUUGCCAACCGGAUGCUGAAUUCAGAGACCACGGCAGGGAUUCAUCACCAUGGCAAUCAGAUGUUUCACAUGGUCGCCACGGGAUUCUUUUUCACGACUAGGAUUCCCGAGCGUCUCUUCCCAGGCACGUUUGAUUUCCUUGGAAACAGUCACCAGGUGUUCCAUUUGUUGAUGAUCCAGGCUUCCGAGAGUCACGUGAAUGGGGUCAUUUGGGACAUGCUAUUCCGUCAAACGUUUAGACUCCCGCGGGUGACGCCCUCGUUUUGGAGUACGUUUGGCCCGAUUCUCACAAUAUCAUUAAUCGAUGUCCUCGUUAUACGUCUCUUCUAUAUCGCAUUCAAAAAGAAGAUCACUAAGCAUCGCAACAUUCUCUGUUUAAACAACAACACUUCCAAACAAAAUUAGAGCCAUGUUUUGAUGCUUUCACUUCUUUUUUCAUCAUUAAAAGAAAAACAAAACGUUUAUCAUGGUAUAAUAUAAAGUUUAAUGUAACAAAACGUCAGUUUUAAUCCAACACUGGUCCCUAUCCCACAAAAAGCUUUGAAAAUUAAAAGUAAUACUUCAAAUAAGUAUAAAUAUUAAACAAAUACCGUGUAUAUACAAAUUGUAACCAUUUUACACAGUCUUACUGAGUAAAACAUCAGAAUCCCUGACAGUCUGAGGAGUAUGUAGUGUUCCAAGCUGUGAAGCUUGUAAUGUUUACGGGCCUAUGAAGUAAAAUGUGUUCGUUGGGGAUUCUGUUGAGAGUUUUAAUUAAGAUUGUGGCAUUUAUUUUUCAAUGGCCCAUUUUUAGGCAGACAUUUUAACACUGGGAUAAGAAUAAAUAAUUGUCACAUUGUUCUUGUAUACAACAAGACUGGGUCCUCUCCUAUGCCUUGGAAGGUUUUGUUCUAUUGAAACUUUUGUAGUGACCUGUUACUUGUUCCAAUUAUUAUCCAAAAAGAAAUAUGUGUUGAUCCCCAUUAGCUGGAUCUGUGAAUUGAUAUGUUUAACUUUAAUUUAGAACUUAUACAUGUCCUUUUCACAACAAGCUCAAAGUAAAAAUAAAUAAAGUCUUCAUCAAUCUUCAACAGUCAUAAGUUUCUCACAAUGGAUAAAUCAAUUAAAUUGUUCCAUAAAAAGUACCCUGAUAUCAAUCUGUUUUUACAGACUAACAGCAGAUGAAUCUGUCACGCCACACAAUUACCAAAAUGUCUCACAUAAACAAACCAUUCUCUCUUUCAAACAGUUCCUCUCUUCAUUUCAUAAAGAGACAAUCUGGGAUCAUUGCUGGAACAGAUUGUUCUGUUGAUCAUAACACAAACCAUCUUGGUUCAGUAACAUUUUCCCAUGUUUCUUUAUACAGCUUUUAAAUGUGUAUGAGAAAAAGAAUUUCAAGUAUAAUACACAUGCAUUUAAAUGUAUAUAUUAUUAUAAUAUCUUAAGAGUGUUAUAAAUAUUGAUACUAUUAAAAUUUGAACCAACAUUCAUUA
Molecule: messenger RNA, 2379 nt
Organism: Magallana angulata
Lineage: Eukaryota; Metazoa; Mollusca; Bivalvia; Ostreida; Ostreidae
Product: membrane progestin receptor beta-like
Exons: 1
Coding region: 317-1312 (331 amino acids)
Cellular component (GO): membrane
Molecular function (GO): signaling receptor activity
Source: RefSeq, a predicted model, not a curated record